Molecule: messenger RNA, 2072 nt
Organism: Jatropha curcas
Lineage: Eukaryota; Viridiplantae; Streptophyta; Magnoliopsida; Malpighiales; Euphorbiaceae
Source: RefSeq, a predicted model, not a curated record
AAUUUCCAGUUGUGAACCACUCUGAUUAUUCAGAUUCUUUCCCUGUUAAACUUUCAAUUUUUUAAAGAUUUAUUUAAAUCAUAAGAUAAAGCUUGUUCUGUUUUUCACUUCAGUUCCUGUUCUGUUUUUUCACAAGGAGCAUCAGAAUUAAUGGAUCUCAGAAUUUGUUUUUUCAGCCUCUCUCAUACUUGGCUUCUUCUUUAAUCCGAAUUACAUUCUCUCAGGAAUUUUAAUUGAGUAGAUGGAAGAAGAAAAUAAUCAAGUUCUGAUUGAUAUUGACGAGUUAGCAAAAAUUGUAAGCAGAGAGUUGGAAACCCUGCAGCCAUUAUCUGACACUUGUUUCAUCUACAGAGCUCCCAAGCGACUGCGAGACUUGAAUGAAAAGGCCUACACACCUCAGUUAGUCUCCAUUGGUCCCUACCAUCACGGCAGAAAAGAGUUAAAACCCAUGGAAGAGCAUAAAAGAAGGUACUUGCAAUAUUUUCCUGAAAGAAGCAAGGUAAAUAUGGGAGAUUCGAUUCGAGUUGUUGCAAAGAAUGAAACAAGACUGCGCAAUAUCAUUAAUCUGACUAGUCAUGAAUUUGUGAAAAUCUCAAGGAGGAGUGUUGUGAUAUUGAAACUACUAAAAUUUGAAAUAUCUGAUGAUCGCCUGCAGAUGAACAACGCAGAAGAAGUUUAUGUUGAAGAGUUAGCAAAGUGUGUGAAGAAGGAGCUGGACAUCCUGCAACCUUUAUCAGACAAGUGUAGUAUCUACGAAGUUCCAGAAAAAGAAAGAAAAUUGAAUGAAAAGGCAUACACACCUCGAGUUGUCUCCACAGGCCCUCUUCACCAUAGGAAAGAAGAGCUCAGGGCAAUGGAAGAGCAUAAAAGGAGGUACUUGCUGGAUUUUCUUCAAUGGAGCCAUGCAAGCAUGGGGGAUAUGAUCACAUGUAUCAAGGAAAAUGAGAGAAGAUUGCGUGAUUGCUAUGCAGAGCCAAUUGAACUCGCAAGUGAGAAAUUUGUGAAAAUGAUGUUGGUAGACGCUGCCUUCCUCAUUUCUCUUUUACUUAAAAAAUAUUUCCCAGAAUUGCAAAGCAGUAGUGACCGUAUAUUUAACAAACCCAACCUGAUUCUUGAUAUAAGGGUUGACAUAUUUUUGCUGGAAAAUCAGGUUCCGUUUUUUAUUCUUGUGGAUUUGUUUGAGCUGUCUAAAAUAGGUGUACGUGUGGAGGGCGUGCAGAUCUCUAUGAUUGAGCUCACUUAUUUUUUCUUUGAAGGUAGAUAGGGUUCUUGGGUGAGAGAGGACAUUCUACAGCUACAAGAUUUCUCUCAAGUAGAACAUUUUCUUGAUUUUUUAAGAAUUUGUCAGCGACCGCCAAAGCCUAAGCCCUCAAACAAAAAAAUAAUAGACCUAGUGGCACCAACAAUAACAGAGCUCCAUCAUGCUGGUGUAAAGAUUGAGUUGCAUUCAAGCAGAAACAAACUGGACAUUGAAUUUGAUAGUAAAAAGGGGAUUCUAAAAAUCCCACGCUUUAAAAUGGAGGAGGCAGUAGAAAUUCUGUUAAGAAAUCUACAGAUAUUUGAGGAGUGUCAUUUUCAGAGCAGAGACAAGUACGUGAAUGACUACGCGUGCAUGCUUGCUUAUCUUAUCAGAUCUGAUAAGGAUGUGGAAAUACUAGAGCAAAGAGGGAUUCUAGAAAAUUGGAUGCAGAACAACCAAGCCGUGGCAACAUUUUUAGGUAGCAUUGACUGGAAUGUCAAUCGUAGGAUGUUCUACUUUUUUACAAUUCUUGAAGAUCUGAAUUCGUAUUGCAAAAAUCCUUGGCACAAAUGGAAUGCCAACUUGAGACAAAAUUAUUUUAACACUCCAUGGGCGGGGAUCUCAGUUGCUGCAGCUGCUUUUCUUCUCUUUCUCACUAUAAUUCAAACUGUGUGUUCUAUCCUUCAACUGUAGGCGUGCCUAGGCCUUAGCUAUGUCUAAUUCUCUGUUUCUGUUCAGUGAAUCAAAGUUUGCUCUUGUAUUGUGCGUUAAAAAUUACUCCUCUUGUCCCAAAAUAUAUUUGGUUUUGAAGUGAUUAUUUUGUUUUAAAAUA